This is a messenger RNA of Amoebophrya sp. A25, 3599 nucleotides long. The record is from the annotation of a GenBank genome assembly. Lineage: Eukaryota; Dinophyceae; Syndiniales; Amoebophryaceae.
AGCAAAAGGGAUGGAACUACAUCUGGUACGCCCUCAGACUCAGCAAAUAACACGUUAAUCGCUGCUCCAGCUGCAAGAGUACCAAUACAGGAUGAAGAUCAGCAUGGUACUAGCGCCAUGCCCUUGUCACCUGGCUGUACGACGUCUUCGUCAGAACAAGCUGGUAGCUUUGAUGAGACAUCUGCUUCGUCAUCUACGUCGAACUUUGUGGCCACUGACGUGUACAAAAUCCGGUCUUUGUUGCGCAGGAGCCGUGCUAGAGCGCAUACAACCUGUGCAGGGCUUCAAGGGGAGCAGACAAGCAGUUCAUCCAGGAAGAAGCGUGCGGGAGGAACGUCGACGAUCAAUUAUUGCAAAACAUGAAACAGAAAGAACUACACCUCAUAAUUGAUGAAAUAGAAAAAUGAAAAUCUUCUAGAACCUGCUAACACUAACAGGAGCAGUUGCUCAUGUUACAAAAUAUAACUACAGAAGUAACAGGAGUUGCUCAUGUUAUAAGUACACCGAGUGAGAAUCUGAAUCACAUGAUCAGCAUUCUCUAAUACAGAAACGGAGCUACAAGUGCACCCCGUAACUCGACUUCCUCCAGACAUCACCAAAGCGGAGGAGCCUCUUCUACGCGUGCCCGCGGCAGCCAGCACAGGAGGAAAAGCGUGGCCUCAUCCACGGCAAGUCGACAGUCCGUCAUCUUUUCGGAACUGGGCGAUCGAGAUUUACAAGGGCAUCUGAGUGUUUUUCAGGAAAGCCAUAACUUCGACUUCGGCGAUAUCGUUCCUGCCUUUUCGCAGCAUGUUGAGCGGCAAAUAGAAGACGCGGCGAUGAGGAGUAGAAAACAAGAAGUAGAGCAUCAGAGUAAAAGCAAUAGUGCUCCUUGUGCUGCAUUCGCAACGUCAACGUCUUCGAAGCUUCAAAGAUGGCAUUCAGAUUCGGCACUUUGUGAGUUGGGAGGUAGUGCUGGGUCAGCUUCUAGUGCUGACGCGAGGACGGCAUGUCCCCUCUCACUCUCAUGUACUAGUUCGGGAUCAACCACCUCCGAUGCAGCAUCAAGACAGCACCCUACUUUGGUUCUGGAGGAAAGGUCAACGAAUGUGAACAAAGUAGUACCUGCAGGUAGAGCGACGUUGCAAUUCGUACCCUACAAUAGUGACGGGUCUUCUUCUUCUAAGCUACAAAAUUCGCCCUCAUUUCAACUACAAACUUCUAGCGUCGACAGAGCAACAUCGAGGUCUCUCUCACCGAAGCAAAUUAUCGACCGACGCCUAGAGCGAAUACGGAAGUCUAUCGAGGCGCUGAGCAAUGGCCGCGAUACGUUUCAGAGAAGAAUGGUACUUCCCGUGUUGGUUUCUCAAUUUUGACAACUUUUGUUAUAAGGCUACUCGAAAACUGAAAAUAACCGAGUUACUGACUGAAAUAAGGGAGGUAGCUCUGACAGGGCUACUCUUCCUUGUUCAGUAUCUCGCUUAUUGUAAGUAGUUACUCGCUUAUUUCAGUUUUUCGAAUACAAGAACUCUCCCAUUUUCAGAAGCAUCUUGGUCCCGUUUUUAAAGGGAAAAGGAGGCCCAGGAUGCUGCUGAAGAUGGAUUUCGCUAAUUUUGAUCGAGCUAGGAGAGUUGGAGUCUCGUUCUUAUUCUUUACCCCCGUUUUACUUUUACUCACUGAGACAGAGACUUCCUCACUUCUUUCUCAAAACUUCUAUCCCUUCAGCAUCUCAAUGAAUCUACUCAUAAUCCCUUCUCAUAUCUCUCUCUCAGCUCUGGCAACGCGACCUUUUCCCUCGUAAGCGAGGCUCAUCAACUGGCGCCGGCUCUUCUCCAGAGAAUCAAUUACAGAGGAACGCUAGAACCCUUCACUUGGAACAUCUUCCUUCAGUCAAACAACUCAGCGAAAACUUAUUUCUACCGAAAGUUAAGUUUAAGAGUUCCCCUGAUCGUCCAUGGAAGCAUCUCGAAGCUGUCCCCCCAUAUGAAAGGGGAAAACUUCCACAGUUUGAGAGAGGAGUUUCUAAGGGUUGAGUCAGGGUGUGUGAGCUCUAAAAACGGCAGGGAGACGCUACUGCAAGAGAAAGAGAAAGUCGGGAGAUUAAACAAAGACAGAUUGCAUUUUCUGCGAGAAUCACCACAGCGAGUGGCUGGGAGUCUGCCUUCCUCUGCCCUUACUGCGGGACGAUCACGCUUAUGGGGUAGUGGGAGAGGAAGGCAGAAGGGAGCGACGAGUACUUACCUUUGAGCUUCGUGUUAUUCUUCAAAGGAAGCAUUCUCUUGUUCUUGAAGACUGGUGGUGCUGUGGUAGUCGUAGUCACUGCGACCACAAAAAAACACUACUACAUCAGUCAAAAAACCUUAAUCUCCCUAAUCACGAAACGUCUCCAACAUCCCUUUAUUUAACACGAUGAUAUCGACAGCUUGCUUUCUCUUCGGCGACGCCUCUUUUGACGAAAGCGAUGUCCGACGUUUAGAGGCGAUCAGACUUGGAAAUAUGUGUAGGCGUCUACGAGGUCGCGAAAUGUUUGGGCCUAGUCACGUCUUUGCAAUCCCGAAAGACUUGGAGGAUGUGGAGAAUUGUGGGAGCGAUUUGUCGAGUACUAGAUUGUGAUCGAUAGCGAUGUUUUUUCUGAUGUUGGCUAGCUUUCAUUUUUUCAAUUAUGGUAAAUAUCUUCAAAUCAUUUCAAACAUCAACUCAGGCUUACUUAGAGGACUACUUAGAAGGCUUUUCACAAUAAAAUAAAAAUUCUACAUCUAUCUAUUCAGGCGACGCGUCUCUCACUCCACGCGGCAGUUGUCAUUCGUUGAGACAACGCCACUCCUCAAUGAACGCGGAUGAAUUUGACUUCGUUGCGAUGCGAACGCUGUUUAAAGGCUCUGCUCGUAGCGUGUCUCCCAAGACCAGUCGUAGGUCAGCCCGUUGCUCAUCCUCGCACAAGGGUCGGCGCACUAGAGCUCGGUCUCUGUCGCAGGAUAAUCUGCUGUAUGCGGUGAAUGCCUUGUUUUAGCUAGUAAUAUACAUUAACAUUUGGUAUCUAUAAGUACUAUUCCAAAACCGCUAGUAUUAAUCGUAUCUAAGUACUUAUUCCAAAAGCAGUUUCUCUUUCUACUCAGUUUCCAUUCUUUUACAUCAUUGACAAACUUGACGAGUCAUGGCGAUAACAUCCAACUUAUCCUUUUCAAUCAAAGCCAAAAGCGGCACCAAAAGUCUCUUCAUGAGGGUGUCUUCAGUCUUUCUUUACUUUUACACUUACGAGAACCAGCAAAAGCUGAGUUUUUCGAUGAAUGGCUCCGGUAUUUGGUAACCUGAAUUUGAUCCUAAGGGUUCUCUAUUUGUUUUCCCUUACGGUCAAACUCAGGUUACCAAAUACCAGAACCAUACAACUCACAUUGCUCAAAGUAUAAGAUCAAUAUCUUACUUACUCAUAUUGAUCAAGUCUUUACGUUUACUUCAACUGAGAUUGAUACAGGCAGACGACACAGGCACCAGUGGUCAAAUUCCAUAGUGCAUGUCCAUGAAAAUCAAAAUCUAUGAAAACAAGAGAUCUGCGAGAAAAUCCUGAACCUGCUAAAUCGAAUAUAUCAGGACCGCACGCUGUAUGCGUGUAGGAGCACUUG